This is a messenger RNA of Jaculus jaculus (lesser Egyptian jerboa), 1331 nucleotides long. It is a transcript of the gene Ncf1, whose product is annotated as neutrophil cytosolic factor 1. The record is from RefSeq and is a predicted model, not a curated record. Gene Ontology annotation, cellular component: NADPH oxidase complex; cytoplasm. Gene Ontology annotation, molecular function: phosphatidylinositol binding; protein binding; superoxide-generating NADPH oxidase activator activity. Gene Ontology annotation, biological process: respiratory burst; superoxide anion generation. NCBI's taxonomy places the organism in Eukaryota, Metazoa, Chordata, Mammalia, Rodentia, Dipodidae. The transcript is spliced from 12 exons.
UAGCCAUGGGGGACACCUUCAUCCGUCACAUCGCCCUGCUGGGCUUCGAGAAGCGUUUUGUCCCCAGCCAACACUAUGUAUACAUGUUCCUGGUAAAGUGGCAGGACUUGUCAGAGAAGGUGGUCUACAGGCGAUUCACCGAGAUCUACGAGUUUCACAAAAUGUUAAAGGAAAUGUUUCCGAUCGAGGCGGGAGACAUCAACGCAGAGAACCGGAUCAUCCCAUACCUCCCUGCACCCAGGUGGUUUGAUGGGCAGCGGGUGGCUGAGAGUCGCCAGGGCACCCUCACCGAGUACUUCAACACCCUCAUGGGGCUGCCCGUGAAGAUCUCCCGCUGCCAGCACCUGCUGAACUUCUUCAAGGUGCGCCCCGACGACCUCAAGCUUCCCACCGACAACCAGGCGAAAAAACCCGAGACAUACCUGGUGCCCAAAAAUGGCAAGAACAAUGUAGCUGACAUCACGGGCCCCAUCAUCCUGCAGACGUACCGUGCCAUCGCUGACUACGCCAAGAGCUCAGGCACCGAGAUGGCCGUGAACACUGGCGACGUGGUGGACGUGGUGGAGAAAAGCGAGAGCGGUUGGUGGUUUUGUCAAAUGAAGACAAAGCGAGGUUGGGUCCCUGCAUCCUACUUGGAGCCCCUGGACAGUCCUGAUGAGGCUGAGGACCCAGAGCCCAACUAUGCAGGUGAGCUGUAUGUCACCAUCAAAGCCUACACUGCUGUGGAGGACGAUGAAGUGUCUCUGACGGAGGGGGAAGCCAUCGACGUCAUUCAUAAGCUUCUGGACGGCUGGUGGGUGGUCAGGAAAGGAGACGUCACAGGCUACUUCCCAUCCAUGUACCUGCAGAAGUCUGGGCAGGAUGUGACCCAGGCCCAACGCCAGAUCAGGGGCCGGGGGGCACCGCCUCGCAGGUCGAGCAUCCGCAACGCGCAGAGCAUCCACCAGCGGUCGCGGAGACGCCUCAGCCAGGACGCCUACCGCCGCAACAGCGUGCGCUUCCUGCAGCAGCGCCGCGGAGCGCCGGCGCCGGGACCGCAGAGCCCAGGGAGUGAGUCCCGGGCCGGGGCGGGGCCUUAACUUGGAGGUCCCGGCCUUGAGGGAGGAGCGAAUCCGCCCAGGCCUCAGCCGGCCGUGCCCCCGCGGCCCAGCGCGGACCUCAUCCUGCACCGCUGCAGCGACAGCACCAAGAGGAAGCUGGCGUCCGCCGUCUGAGCCCCUGCCCCUCGCUCGCCCUGUACAUACGUGUAGAUAGCCCGGGGUCAGCGUCUCGGCCUCACCCCCACCGAGCCCACCCCCUGACAUCCUCAAUAAAUGUCGUUCGAAUUGACA